AGGAUGGAAACUGGCUACACUGCUCCUGAGAUCUUCUUCUUGGUGACCCUUGGGAUCAUCAGUGUCCUCGGCAUCAUGGGAAAUGGGCUUGUGAUCUGGGUGGCUGGAUUCCGGAUGGCACUCACAGUCACCACCUUGUGCUACCUGAACCUGGCCUUAGCCGACUUCUUCUUCAGCGCCACUCUGCCAUUCUUCAUGGUUGUACUGUCUAUGCAGGCAAAAUGGCCUUAUGGCCCGUUCCUGUGCAAGUUACUUAACAUUAUGGCAGAUACAAACCUUUUUGCAAGUGUCUUCCUCAUUGCUUUCAUUGCUCUGGACCGCUGUAUCUGUGUCCUGCAUCCGGUCUGGGCCCAGAACCACCGCACUCUAAGUCUGGCUAAAAAAGUGAUCAUUGUACCCUGGAUUCUUGCUCUACUCCUUAACUUGCCAGUUCUCAUCUUCUUUACUACAGAAACAGAUGAGAACGGGGACACACACUGUCAUUUCAACACUAACUUCUGGGGUAACAUCACUGAAGAAGAGAAGUUGCAGAGGACCGUUACCUCAGUAGCAAUCAUAGGGAUCAACCGGUUUGUCAUUGGCUUCACUCUACCGAUGUCCAUCAUCGCCAUCUGCUAUGGGCUCAUUGCAGCCAAACUCCGAAACAAGAGCAUGAUUAAGUCCCGCCAUCCUUUACGGGUCCUCACUGCUGUCGCAGCUUCCUUUUUCAUUUGCUGCUGCCUCAACCCAAUGCUCUACGUCUUCCUGGGGAGAGACUUCCGAAAGAAACUGAUCCACUCCCUGCCUGCCAGUCUGGAGAGGGCCCUGACUGAGGACUCAGCCCCAACCAAUGACACAACCACCAAAUCGGCUUCACCUCCUACAGAGGCCCAAUUACAGGAGAUGUGAGGGGCCUGGGAUCAUUUAUGAGCUUUGCCUGCUCCUGUCCUGUUCCCUCUUCCAGCUUCAUCUUACCUUAGGUCAUACUGAGCGUUCGGUAAAAUUUCCCUGGCCAGGAGACUGUAGAAAGAGACUGAGAGCCCCAUUAUUACACUCAGAGUUUCUUAAGGGAACAUACACACAAGGCUCAGCUUGGGAGGUAACAAGAUGACACGGAUGUCCUCCCUGCCACAGGGCAGGUGAUAAGGAGUUUAUAGGACAGGGAAGAUGGAUGGAGGUACUGGAGAAUGACCCACCUCAGAUAAGAAGAAAAUGCCCAUAUACUUGCACAAAACACAGUGAGGGGCCAGCCGAGGAACAAG
Molecule: messenger RNA, 1241 nt
Organism: Myotis davidii
Lineage: Eukaryota; Metazoa; Chordata; Mammalia; Chiroptera; Vespertilionidae
Product: N-formyl peptide receptor 2
Exons: 2
Coding region: 4-888 (294 amino acids)
Biological process (GO): positive regulation of cytosolic calcium ion concentration; complement receptor mediated signaling pathway; inflammatory response
Cellular component (GO): plasma membrane
Molecular function (GO): N-formyl peptide receptor activity; complement receptor activity
Source: RefSeq, a predicted model, not a curated record